CGGCCCGGCAGGGGCUCCCGGGUCUGUGGAGGCCCCGCUGCCCGCCGUUCCUCCUACGGGGUCUCCUCAGCUCCCAUCCCCGAACUGCCGUUGGACCUCAGGGCGCUUGCGUCGCCGCCCCCCUCUUCCCCGCGCCGCGAGCUGAGGCGACGGGGGCUGGGAAGCUUAUGUUGAGUAUGAGUCUUGUUAUGAUUAGCGAGAAUGUAAAACUGGCCCGUGAAUAUGCAUUGCUGGGAAACUAUGAUUCUGCAAUGGUCUACUACCAAGGAGUACUUGACCAAAUGAAUAAAUACCUCUACUCUGUCAAAGAUACAUAUCUGCAACAGAAAUGGCAACAGGUUUGGCAGGAAAUAAGCGUGGAAGCUAAGCAUGUGAAGGAUAUAAUGAAAACACUGGAAAGCUUUAAAUUAGAUUGCAGUCCCUUGAAAGCAGCACAGCAAGAAUUACCAGCUCGUGAUGGAGAAGUGUGGUCCUUGCCUGUGCCAGCUGAACGUAGACCUUCUCCAGGAGCCAGAAAACGUCAAUCUGUUCAGUGCAAUGAUUGCAGAGGUCACAAUAACCGUGUAAGUGCAGCCGUCAGAGGCCCUCACCGGCCCGCCUCUCGAAAUCCUAAUGAUAAAGGGAAAGCAGUCCGUGGCCGAGAAAGGAAGGAUCAGCAGAAUAAAGGAAGAGAGGAAAAGAACAAGUCGUCAUCUGAUGUUUCAGAAUCUGAGCCAAAGAAGUUUGAUGGUACUGGGUAUGAUAAAGACUUAGUAGAGGCUUUGGAAAAAGAUAUAAUUUCUCAAAAUCCCAAUGUUCGAUGGGAUGAUAUAGCUGACUUAGUUGACGCCAAAAAAUUGCUCAAAGAAGCUGUAGUCUUACCAAUGUGGAUGCCAGAAUUCUUUAAGGGAAUUAGAAGACCGUGGAAGGGUGUGCUGAUGGUUGGUCCACCUGGUACUGGAAAGACUCUCCUUGCAAAAGCCGUAGCUACUGAAUGCAAAACAACAUUUUUCAACAUCUCUUCAUCAACACUUACUUCAAAAUACAGAGGAGAAUCUGAGAAACUUGUCCGCCUGCUGUUUGAAAUGGCUCGAUUUUAUGCACCAACAACUAUAUUUAUUGAUGAGAUAGACUCUAUCUGUAGUCGCAGAGGAACCUCGGAGGAGCAUGAAGCCAGUCGACGGGUAAAAGCAGAACUGCUGGUUCAGAUGGAUGGUGUUGGAGGGGCUGCUGAAAAUGAUGAUCCUUCCAAAAUGGUUAUGGUACUUGCUGCUACUAAUUUUCCUUGGGAUAUUGAUGAGGCCCUAAGACGACGACUAGAAAAGAGAAUUUACAUUCCUUUACCAUCAGCAAAAGGCAGAGAAGAACUCUUACGGAUAAACCUGCGAGAGUUGGAACUGGCUGAUGAUGUUGACCUUGCAAAUAUAGCUGAAAAAAUGGAGGGUUAUUCUGGUGCAGACAUUACCAAUGUAUGCAGGGAUGCAUCACUGAUGGCUAUGAGAAGGCGUAUUGAAGGCUUGACACCAGAAGAAAUCCGAAAUCUUUCCAGGGAUGAAAUGCAUAUGCCUACAACUAUGGAGGAUUUUGAAAUGGCUUUAAGAAAGGUUUCUAAAUCUGUAUCUGCUGCGGACAUUGAAAAAUAUGAAAAAUGGAUUGUUGAAUUUGGAUCAUGCUAAGUCUUCCUAACCAAACUUCCCCUGGGAAACCUGUCUUAAAACAGCUUCAGAAGUAACGAAAGGUAGUGUUCAUGUGCACUAAGUGCUAUUUUUUUAACUUUCUUGAACUUAAGAGCAACAUGAUUCUGAAUAAAGUAAUUUUUUAAAUUGCA
Caretta caretta (loggerhead turtle) is the source of this 1807-nucleotide messenger RNA. It is a transcript of the gene KATNA1, whose product is annotated as katanin catalytic subunit A1. Gene Ontology annotation, biological process: microtubule severing. The record is from RefSeq and is a predicted model, not a curated record. NCBI's taxonomy places the organism in Eukaryota, Metazoa, Chordata, Testudines, Cheloniidae. Gene Ontology annotation, cellular component: microtubule cytoskeleton. Gene Ontology annotation, molecular function: microtubule binding; ATP hydrolysis activity; ATP binding.